Messenger RNA from Fulmarus glacialis (Northern fulmar), 632 nucleotides. Its product is annotated as poly(A) RNA polymerase, mitochondrial-like. Gene Ontology annotation, cellular component: mitochondrion. The record is from RefSeq and is a predicted model, not a curated record. NCBI's taxonomy places the organism in Eukaryota, Metazoa, Chordata, Aves, Procellariiformes, Procellariidae. The annotation marks the transcript as partial. The transcript is spliced from 3 exons. Gene Ontology annotation, molecular function: poly(A) RNA polymerase activity.
AUGCUGAAGUCAAUAUCAGAAAGAAGACAUUCACUGAGGUUCAAACAGAACGAUUGGAGCAAGCAGAACGGACUGUUUUAAUUAAGUGCCCACCAAAACUUGACGAAAAAAAAUUAUUGCAGUAUUUAUCCAGUCAUGGAAACAUUAACAGUCACUUUUUUUUUGAAAAUCGUGGUAUCCAUGCUUUAAUAGAAUUUUCUGAAAAGGACAGUAUAGCCUCAUUGCAGGAUGCUAUUGGAAUCCCAAGUGCUGCAGAGCAUCAUGUUGUCCCAUUUAAAUCUAGACUUUUUACUUUCACGCUGAAAAACCCAGUGAGUCAAGCUGCUGAAGAGACACCAGUUCACCUCUCUCCUCAGUCUCACAUUCCAGUGAAAGAGCUUAUUCAAAAGCUUUGUCAUGCAGACAGUAUAAGCAGUCAGAUGUACAUUCUACUGAAUGAGUAUCAGCUUACAGAAGAAAAUAUCAAGCUCCGAUUUCUGGCCUGUUCUCUGGUUCGGGAUUUCACACAUGCGUAUUUUCCAGAUAGCACGGUAAAGCCAUUUGGCUCUUCAGUCAACACCUUUGGCAAAUUGGGUUGUGAUGUGGACAUGUUUCUGGACUUCCAUGACAAACAAAAGCUUGCUACAAAAAUG